AUGAAUGAUUAUUACGAAUUUGAAGAUCGUAAAAUGCGUGGUUUUCGCGAUUGGCGAAAGGCUUUGAGGACACCAGCGACGUAUAGAGUAGGAAAUACAGUGAGACUACAACCUCAGUUUAUGUUACUAAUUGUUUUAGUAGGUGCUUUCUUAAUUGUGUUAUUUUAUUAUAAUUGGUGGACCAGUGACCAAGUAAUACAUCGUUGGACGAGGAGUUCAAGACAGUACAAUGGAACAUAUCCACUUUCACCUGUUAUACAUUCCGGAGAUAUUUUUACAUAUAGGAUAGGAAUUGUGGCUGAUUUGGACACAAAUUCAAAAAACGGGGCUAAGGCCUACACUUUUAAUAGUUAUCUUAAAAAAGGUCACCUAAGUUACAAUCCUGUUGAUAAAUUUGUAACUGUUUCAUGGGAUAGGACACCAAAUCUUUUGUUAUCAUCUACUUAUUCACAUAAAGGACGAGGCAUGGAAUUAUCUGAAUUGAUAGUAUUUGAUGGUCGACUGCUUACUUUUGAUGAUAGGUCGGGAAUGAUUUUUGAAUUAAUUAACAACAAAGUAGUCCCAUGGGCGAUCUUGUCAGAUGGUAAUGGCUACAAUGAGAAAGGAUUUAAAUCGGAGUGGGCGACCAUCAAAGAUGAAAUUCUAUAUGUAGGGUCUAUGGGCAAAGAAUGGACAACAGCUUCUGGUGAAUUUCAGACAUAUGACCCAAUGUGGGUGAAAGCUAUUAAUAUUCAUGGAGAGGUCCAACAUUUAAAUUGGGUCCAUCAAUACAAAACAAUACGACGGUCCAUUGGCAUUGAAUGGCCAGGAUACAUGAUACACGAAUCAGGGAUGUGGUCCGAAAUUAAUAAUAAAUGGUACUUCUUACCAAGAAGAUGUAGUCAGCAACCCUAUAAUGAAUCAAGGGAUGAAGUUAUGGGUUGUAACUAUUUAAUAACUGCUGACAAUAACUUCAAUAGUUGUAAGGCUAAACAGAUAACAAAACUCCAGCCUAAACAUGGCUUCUCAUCAUUCAAAUUUAUACCAGGAACAGAUGACGAAGCAAUAGUUGCAUUGAAAACAACAGAAUUUGAAGGGAAAACCGCGACAUACAUUUCCGCAUUUAGAACGGAUGGCACUGUGCUAUUAGACAAUAGUUUUGUUGAAGACCUUAAAUUUGAAGGAAUCGAGUUUAUAUGA
Messenger RNA from Pieris macdunnoughi, 1179 nucleotides. The record is from the annotation of a GenBank genome assembly. Lineage: Eukaryota; Metazoa; Arthropoda; Insecta; Lepidoptera; Pieridae.